This is a messenger RNA of Zophobas morio, 2884 nucleotides long. Its product is annotated as alanine--tRNA ligase, cytoplasmic-like. Gene Ontology annotation, molecular function: ATP binding; aminoacyl-tRNA deacylase activity; nucleic acid binding. The transcript has 22 exons. Gene Ontology annotation, biological process: alanyl-tRNA aminoacylation. Bases 1 to 2877 code for a protein of 958 amino acids. Gene Ontology annotation, cellular component: cytoplasm; mitochondrion. The record is from RefSeq and is a predicted model, not a curated record. Lineage: Eukaryota; Metazoa; Arthropoda; Insecta; Coleoptera; Tenebrionidae.
AUGUCCCCUGAAAUAGGUUGGACUUCGGAAAACGUUCGACGAACUUUCAUUGACUUUUUUUCCAUUAAGUACGCUCAUGAAUUUGUCAAAUCUUCUAAAGUAAUCCCUCAUGGAGAUCCAACUCUCCAAUUUGUUAACGCGGGAAUGAAUCAAUUUAAAUCAAUAUUUUUAGGGAAUGUUGGGCAAGACACUCACUUCGCUAAACUAAGACGUGCUGUGAAUUCACAGAAAUGCAUCAGAGCAGGGGGCAAGCAUAAUGAUUUAGACGAUGUUGGAAAAGAUACUUACCAUCAUACAUUUUUUGAAAUGCUGGGAAACUGGUCUUUUGGAGACUAUUUUAAAGAAGAAUGUAUUUCUUGGGCUUUUGAAUUGUUAGUUGAUGUUUACAAGCUUCCUUUUGAACAACUAUACGCAACCUAUUUUGGUGGUUAUGCGGAUUCUGAUUUGCAACCCGAUUUUGAAGCUCGAGACAUCCUUUUAAAAUUUUUACCAGACCAUCGAGUGAUCCCCUUUGGGAUAAAAGACAACUUUUGGGAGAUGGGAAAAACGGGCCCUUGUGGGCCAUGUGUAGAGUUACAUUUUGACCGUGUUGGUGGUCGUUGUGCAGCUGAUUUAGUCAAUCAAGACGACCCAGACGUUAUAGAAGUUUGGAAUCUUGUGUUUAUACAGUAUGAUAGGAUGCUUUCAGGUCAGCUUAAGAGGCUGCCUAAAAGCCAUAUAGACACCGGGAUGGGCUUAGAGCGAUUACUUUCGAUACUCCAAAAGAAGCGUUCGAAUUAUGACACUGAUCUUUUCCUGCCCCUCUUCGAGGCCAUCCACAGUAGAACCGGCUGUCGAGCGUAUUCCGGAAAAGUUGGUCGGGAAGACGUCGAUAACAUUGACACUGCUUACCGCGUUGUGGCUGAUCACGUUCGGACGGUGUCCGUUGCAAUAGCUGAUGGUGCUCUUCCGGGGAAUGCAGGACGUGGUUAUGUUGUCAGGCGUAUCAUAAGAAGAGCCCUUCGUUACAUUAACGACAAGAUCUCCGCUCAUAGGAGUGAGCCUCAACCAUUUUUAUUGUCAUCACUUGUUUCCGUAGUAGCCAAAGUGAUGGGGAAUCAUUAUCUAGAACUUCAUGAUUCUCAAGAUUUCAUUAUCUCUGUGUUAAACGAAGAAGAACUUAUUUUUCAAAAGACUAUAACUAAAGGGAAGAAGCGAUUUGAAAGGACGGUAUCUCGACUUACUGGAAGCACACUACCUGGUGAAAUUGUGUGGGAGCUGUACUCCUCCUACGGCUACCCGCUAGACCUUGUGCGAAUCAUGUGUGAGGAAAGAAACUUAACGGUGGACGAGGCUGGCUUGGAGCAGGUUGCCCAUGAUUUUAGGAAGGCUAGCAGGAAGCUCGAAACGGGUGCUUCCGGUACACGUCUCGACCAGUUUGCUAUUAGUCAUUUAAAAAAUUUGGGUAUCUCUGCAACUAAUGACGAGCAUAAGUACUCCUUUUACAAAAACUCUUUUGGCGCAUAUGUAUUUCCUGCUGUCAACUCAGUAAUAAAGGCCAUACGCUUGGAUAAUCAGUUUGUGAAAGAAGCCGUGGAGGGCUCGACAAACGUUAUGAUUAUACUUAGCGACACUAACUUUUACGCGGAGAGGGGAGGCCAGAUAUACGACACAGGUUUAAUAUCUUUGGGCGACGAGGCCAUCUUCAAAGUCGAGAGGGUUGUGAAUGAUAGCGGGUACGUUUCACAUGUAGGCACGGUGGAGUUUGGCCGCUUUGCAGUCGGCAAUACCGUCUUACUUAACGUUAAUGAACAAAACCGCGUGCAAAUCAUGUGCAACCACACGGCCACUCACUUGCUCAACUUUGCUUUGAGAAAGUGUGUUGCAAAGGAGGUGGACCAGAAAGGCUCACUGGUUCUGCCCAGCCAUUUGCGGUUUGACUAUUCCUAUUCUGCCAAAGGCGGCCUCACCCGUCAGCAAGUCGCUGCUCUUGAAGAAACCGUAAAUGCUGUUAUCAAAAAGUCGGAGCCAGUCUAUAGAACACCCGUCCCAAGGCACACUGCCCAGGAAAUAAAAGGCGUCCGGUGCACUGGCGGAAACUUCCCGGAAGUGGUCACUGUGGUCUCCGUCGGGAUACCAGGAAACAAAAUAUUGGAAAACGUAAGAAGUGAUCUUUGGCUUUCCACGUCAGUCGAACUUUGCGGCGGAACGCACGUCAUCAAUACUAAUGAUCUUGAAAGCUUUGUGGUGUUAGCAGAUGCUCCCUUAAUGAGCGGUAUUAGAAGAAUUACAUGUGCUACCAACUCUGGAGCGAGCGAAGCAAUGGAGCACGGCCAGGAACUACAGUCCAUGAUUAGCGCAUUAAGUACGUACGCUGUUGAGACCCUCGGAACCCAUCUCAAUGCUCUUAGUUCAAAACUUAGCGAAGUUUCCUUUCCGCUUCUUACGGUUCUAGAAGCCAAAGAAGAGAUAAAAAGAUACAAAGGUUUCUUCGAUGCGUGGGAUAUCAAAAGAAAAAAAGCCCAAGUCAAUCUCGCUGUGUCUACCGUGAAGGCGCUGCUUAGUGGCAAAGAACCCUUCUACGUUUGCCCAGUGGAUGUCGGGAGAAAUGAAAAGGCACUUGACGAAGCUGGAAAAGAAAUCAAAAAACGAACCCCGGAUGCCCCGUUCUUGAUAAUAUCCCGCGACUCCGAAAAGGUCACUCUGCUCUCCUACGUCCCUCCUCUUAAAGUCAAACCAGACUUGUUCACUGCAAAGUUGUGGGCAGAGGCGGUGGUCGCGUGCAUAGAGGGCAGAAGCAAUGGGACAGACACAAUAGCUAGAGGUCACGGCCCUUCAGUGCUGCAUUAUGAUGAGGCUCUGAGGGUAGCCCACCACUUUCCUAAAGCCUAUGUUUGAUCUACUU